Messenger RNA from Dreissena polymorpha, 5585 nucleotides. RefSeq lists its product as uncharacterized. Bases 2459 to 4255 code for a protein of 598 amino acids. Lineage: Eukaryota; Metazoa; Mollusca; Bivalvia; Myida; Dreissenidae. The transcript has 15 exons. The record is from RefSeq and is a predicted model, not a curated record.
CGAUUUCCAAACAAUAAUACAAAGUGACCACAAAAUCCAGAGUGUUGAGCUAUUUUCACAGUCACUUAAACAGAUGUGUUCCGUUUUAAAAUGCAUUUUUCCAUCUUAUAAUAGUUAUUGUUUGAUGAAGAAUAUAUCUAAUAGGCAAAGUUUUUUAUUUAUAGUCUUAAAAUGUCCGAAUGGGCCGCAAUUCAAUUGUUUCUAUUGAAACACAUUUAAUUUUGGAGAGCCUUAUCACGCAUGUUUGCACAUGUCACUUUAAAUUUUUUUUACUUACUUACUCACACAAAAACCCGGUCAAAACUCCGAUGGAUUUACCGUUCUUAUUUAUAGAACAUGUUAUCAUUAGCCUGUACGGAAUAAACUAUGCAGGAUCGGUUUAUGUGGAUUGUGUGUGUGAUUAUAUUUUACGAAGCAGGUGUUUCAGCCAUACAAAUAGACGGUCCAUUGGAGCCCCCAGAUGGAAGUAACGUAAGCCUUACAUGCAUUGCUAAGGGCAGUUUUCGUUUCACGCUUCUAAAUUCCGAGAAUGUUCGGACCGCUAUCGGGGAAUGUACAGCAUUUGGCGACUGCUACUUAUACAGCUCUGCACUUACAGGCCAAUAUGAGAUAACCAAAAACGAUGAAGAGGCGACACUUACAAUCUUCAAUAUUGACAGAUACAGAUUUGGCAUGUAUUCCUGCUCAGCAUUAUUCAAUGCCACUCUGUCUGACAGCAUAUAUAUUCAACAAAAGCCAGAGUCAAUGGAUUUUACAAAUACGUGUACAACUUGCCGCCGGCAUUCCCUGUUGUUACCAUUGACUGUGUUGAUUUUAUGUUGCAAUUAUACUUGUAUAUGAAUGUUAAAGGGAUUCGUGGUCUUACAGUGUUCUCAUUUAAUAACGGAUAGACAAACGGUUGCAUUUAAAUUUAAUAUACGCGAAGAUCAGCCCUUAUCUUGUUCGAAUUCAUAUAAACUUUAUUUCAACACUGGUUUGUAACGAUACAUUUUAACACAUGAAUGGGUUUACUUCAUAUCAAAUAAUGUAUUCUGACGCACUGCAUGCCUGUUAUAAAUAUGUGAAAUAAAAGAACUUCUGAUAUGGAUGUGACACAAUGUCGUUCUCGCGUAAGGAAGUUGGAGUUCACGUUAAAUAGAAUAAGUUGUACGAACAAUAGAAAGCACGUCCCUUAUUUUGUAACAUAACUCUUAAAGGGAUCUUUUCACGCUUUGGUAAAUUGACAAAAUUGAAAAAAGUUGUUUCAGAUCCGCAAAUUUUCGUUUUAGUUUUGAUAUUUGUGAGGAAACAGUAAUACUGAACAUUUACCAUGCUCUAAUAUAGCCAUUAUAUGCAUCUUUUGACGAUUUUAAAAUCUAAAAAUUAUAAAGCGUUGCAACGCGAAACGAUUGAAUAAUUUGGAGAGUUCUGUUUUUGUCGUUAAAUUUUGUGAAACUACGAAGAUUGCUUAUAUAAGGUAUAAAAUACGUCAUGAAUGUGUACUCGGCGGAAUAGCUCAGUAGGCUAAAGCGUUUUUACUUCAGGACUCUGGCAGGACUCCAGGGGUCACUGGUUCGAAACCUGCUCCGGGCAAUGUUCUUUUCCUUUUUUAAUUUUAUUCUUGAUUUUUUACUGGUGCUUUUACGAUCCAAUGUUUACAUUUAUCAAUAUAAAGCAUUUAAUGAAUAAGUUAAAAAAAUGCCAAAAUCUGUGAAAAGGCCCCUUUAAAACGAUACGAGUAUACAUGUAGUAGCUGGAUCUAUGUUGACUCGAGGCUGGACAUUGAUGCCGUCGUACAUCUGGUGGAGUGUCUAUGCUGUUAUAGAUUGAAUACAAAGCGCUAUAGUGAACAGCAAUAUCAUGCUAACAUACUUUCCCUUCCAUAUUAGUGCGUUUUUUUCUGUCAACAAACAGUGUCUUCAUGCAACGGACUAAUGCAGAAAUAUAAUAUUUACUUGCAAUGUUAUCCCUUGAGGAAAUAUUUUCAUUUCUGUCCAUGGCGUUUCUUUGCAUACAUCUGUUUAGGUGUGCGCAUAGUUCAAUUUAAAUGAAGUUGGACAGUUGGCAUACUACAGUUACAUUGACAACCAAGAUGGCGUCCAAAAUAUGGGGUGUUAUUAUAAAAGUAUCACAUUGUCUUGUUGUAACAGAUACGCGAAAUUUAUACCAAUAGCUAAAUAUUAAAUUUGUAUAAUGACCAAAAGACAAGUUCCUUUAAGCUACAGAAGUUCAAAGGGCAUUACGCAAUUGUUCCAUUUAAUUUCCUCUUAAUGUUUUCAUAUCCACUUGUAUGGUCACUUGUCAGUAUUGUGAGCAUGGAAAUGAAUCAUAUCGACACAGAUGUUUGCAUAUGUUUCAGUAUAAAACUAUAUUCAUGUUUAAUUCGUUUUAUUCAAAACUAGAGAUCACAAUAAAAUCAAUGUUGUAAUAGUGAAAGCACAUAGUUAACAUUUGUUUGUGAUAUAUCAAUAACAAAAGGAUGUUUACUAGCGGAUAUUUAAAGUUAAUAAAACUACAGCUGAUUUACAUCAUUAGUUCUCUUCAACACGGAUUUCCGUUUUCUCAAACACCAAUGAUAACCAGUGAUACAGGUUUUUUUGAUACGGUCAUUACAUGUAGCAUAACUGGUCAGGAAACGGUCCCGGUAAGUUUUUAUGAAGAGGACAGACUUGUAGUUCAAAUAAAGACCAGCAGCGGGUAUUGCCAACAAGAUCCACCAAACCUACCGAAUAACGUUAGAUGUUCUUGCUUGGGAGUAAAUGCUUCAUGUACUGUUUCCACUGGGGCGCAUGGCGAUACUUGUACAAGAUGGAAAUGCGCAGUACCAAUCAAAGGUGUUCUACAAUACAGCCAGGGUGUGAACGUGUGCAGAAUAAAACACACACGUCUUACAACGAAGAUCAUCGACGCAGACAAUUGCUCCAACAAUUUAUUUAAUGAAGUGAUAUGGACAAUUCACGGUUUGAACAUUAAAUAUAAUAUGAUAUUGUCUAUAUUGAAGACAUAUAAUACAGCCAAUUUGAGUUCAUUCAUGCAUAAAUACCAGACGCAUACUCGUGCAUCGAUAACUGCAUGUAGAUUGGAAACACUAGCAUACGAAGAAAAGACCCUUGAUAUUAUGGAUCCAUCAGAAUUAUGCGAGCUUGAUAGCUUAAUGCCCGUAAAUAAACCAUGUAACAUCACAGAUUUGAACCCGACAGUAUCUAUAAUUAGAGAACCAACUAUCGGUUCAAAAUGUCCAUCAAUCCCGAGGACACCAAUACCUGAAGUGUUGGCGCUGUGUGAUGCUGUUAACAGGGUAGAUGCAGGAGCACAAAAAUUCGUGGGCAACAAAGUCGGUCAUUUCAAACUGGAGCUUUUUUUCAGAGCGUCAGUUGGGGAAUUCUUUAUAGAAGGUUUCAUCAAUCAGACACACAUAACGUUUUAUGAUACCAACCCAGUAACGAUAUUAUGCCGCGGUGAUGGUCACCCAGCUCCGGAAAUUCUAUUAUUAAAAAACGGCUUUCAAUACAGUCGUGGAAAAUCGACGAUUCGAUAUACAAUGACACCAAGUGGCUCCCAUGAUACCGGAAUGUAUACAUGUGUAGCUGCUAAUGCACUUGGAAAAGACAGCAAGGCAAUUCAAAUCAACUUUCAUGUUGACAAAGACCUUCAUCAAGGUGAAACUGAGAAUACAAAUAAAAAAGAUGCUAAACAAUCAACAGUCUUUAUCGUUGCGGUGUGUUGCACUGUUGCUGGCAGUUUAUUUUUGUUGACACUUAGUGUGUGUAUUCUCAAGAGAGGUUACACAUGCGUGUCGCCGCUAGUAAGGAUUUUUCGUUCUACUACGAUACUGGAGAGCAAUAAUAACAUAAAUGCAAAUUCUGCGCAUUCAGAUAUGAAUACAGGAACCAACUACGCAUUUUUUGAAGGCCGGUUUCCAGAUGACGAAACACAUAGUUCCGGAGUUGUGAAUGUGCAUGUAUCGUCAAUAGAGAUUGCGGAAAUGUCACAUGCGUUCGACAAUGAAACUUACGCCGAAAGUAUAAAAAUAUUGGAGGAAGGACCGGUGAACAACUAUUGGCCAGGUCCAAAUCAUGCGCCUGGGUUUUGUCGACGGAAAUGCUCAACAGAUGAUCCCACAUAUUCCUGCGAGCUGGGAGCAAUUGACGCAAAUGAUGACGACACUCUGUGCAAUGGCGCUAUAGCUGCUGAUUUUGCGUUAUCAGCAACAAGAUGCACUUCAAAACCUGAACCUUCAGAAGACGCCAAAUGCAGUGCUGUCUCUAAGAAGUAACGACUAUAUGACGCCUCAAAUAACGGCAAAGCUACAAAGGCAGAACCAAACGAUUGCAUUGCCUAUGUUGUCAAUUCACCAUCGAUGCCAUAUGUGGGUAUCUACAGUGUUGUUAAUAAGAAGAAAACUAUACUGACGGCGCACUAUUUGUCGUUUGUUAUAACAUCGAAAGACCGAUGAUAACAAUGAAACUGGGGUAAGAAAAUACCAUAAGACUUGAUGACUUCACUUAAAGCGUUGUAAAAAAGAAACGACGACCAUACGACAUCAUAGUUAGCGUUGUCAAUUCAAAGACAAUGCUAGAUGAAGGCUCUGAGAAUACUGAAUAUUAUGCAAAGGAUGACCGCGCAUAUAUGAAUGGGCUGUGGAGCGGAUUAUGUCGCCGACGAUGAUAAUAUGCUAGUCCACUACACCUUUUGACCGUGCCAUUGACAUCCGUGCCAUGGGAGAGAUUGUUCUCAAAAACAGGUCUCCUUGUUACAAAGGCUAGCCACCGCAUCAGACACAAGCUAGUGGACAAAGUCAUUUGCUUGACCAAAUGAACGCUGUUGUUUUGUGUAUGUUCUGCAUUUACAUGUAUGUUUGCUGAUUAGUUUAAACUGUGAGACAAAAUAAACAUUGUGUACUUAUAUAACUUUUAACAUGUAUACUUUUACACAGGAGGAAAUAAAUACAAAAAAGGAUAUAUUUUCAAAAGUAUUAAAAUAAUGUUAUAAUACAUUUAAUAAGAAAUUGAUAUGUAAUAAACCCAAGGGACCUCAAAUAACUUUCGUUUCUAUAGAGUGCAUGUACGAGCUGUAUGAAAUGUUUAACGAAUACUUAAAUAUUUUUACUUUUAAACAUUUUCGGUUAACCGGUUAAUAACCGGUUACGGCAAAAGGUUUACCAGUUAAUUAAUUUGUAACGUAUUUCAUCCCUUAUUUAAAAAGUAGUUGAAAUGAUUGUUUCAGCAGUCUAUGUUAAUCUGUAUUAUUGUUAAAAAUAGCACAAUUAUUGUUAAAAUCUUAAGUGAAUUUUAUUAAUAUUUGUGAUUGUCUUUGGUGUUUUGGUUGGGCUAUAUCUUGUUUGAAUCAGUAAUCGUGCGUAUAUGAAAAAAUACUUAUUUCUUGUUCAAAUGACGUUGUGUUUUGUGUUGUUGUUUAGAUAGUACACUGUAUUUUAAUCUCUUGAGAAGUAACAAGCUGUUUGGAAUACCAGACUAUCUAGUUAUAGGAGUUGAACUGUUAGAUUUUCUAUAACAAAUGAGCCAAGUGGUAACAUAUAAAAAUGCGUGUAAACAAAUGGAUUAAAUUAUUUUAGUUUGUUGAAUAAAUAAAAUGUACAGUUUGCA